Molecule: messenger RNA, 3041 nt
Organism: Equus caballus (horse)
Lineage: Eukaryota; Metazoa; Chordata; Mammalia; Perissodactyla; Equidae
Gene: ST8SIA6
Product: ST8 alpha-N-acetyl-neuraminide alpha-2,8-sialyltransferase 6
Biological process (GO): N-glycan processing; oligosaccharide metabolic process
Molecular function (GO): alpha-N-acetylneuraminate alpha-2,8-sialyltransferase activity
Source: RefSeq, a predicted model, not a curated record
CAGAGGAUGACUAUCUUCGAAUUGUCACAAAUAUACAGAGCUGUCCUUGGAAACGACAAGUGGAAGAAUAUGAGAAUUUUAGAGCCAAACUUGCUUCCUGUUGUGAUGCUGUUCAAAACUUCAUUGUUUCUCAAAAUAACACGCCAGUUGGGACUAACAUGAGUUAUGAGGUGGAAAGUAAAAAGGAAAUCCUAAUUAGAGAGAGAAUUUUUAAUAUGUUUCCAGUGUCACAACCUUUUACAGAGACCCCUUACAAUCAGUGUGCCGUGGUUGGAAAUGGGGGAAUUCUGAAUGAAUCUCUCUGCGGAACUGAAAUAGAUGAAUCCGACUUCGUUUUUAGGUGUAACCUCCCCCCAACCACAGGAAAUGUUAGUAAAGAUGUUGGCAGUAAAACCAAUCUUGUGACUGUGAAUCCCAGUAUCAUAAAACUAAAAUAUGGGAACCUAAAGGAAAAGAAAGCGGUAUUUCUGGAGGACAUUGCCACCUAUGGAGAUGCAUUCCUUCUUCUGCCAGCAUUUUCCUUCAGGGCCAACACUGGUGCCUCUUUUAAAGUGUACGACACACUGAAAGAGUUUAAAGCAAGACAAAAGGUGAUAUUUUUCCAUCCCAAGUACCUGAAAAAUCUUGCCCUUUUCUGGAGAACUAAGGGUGUGACAGAGUAUCGCCUGUCCUCCGGCUUGAUGAUCACAAGCGUGGCUGUUGAACUGUGUGAGAACGUGAAGUUGUAUGGAUUCUGGCCCUUCUCGAAAACCGUGGAAGACACACCUGUCAGCCAUCACUACUAUGACAACAAUUUACCUAAACGUGGUUUCCAUGAGAUGCCCAAAGAAUAUAGGCAAAUUCUCCAACUUCACGUGAAAGGAAUCCUCAAGUUACAAUUUAGCAAAUGUGAAAUAGCCUAAGCAAAGUGUCUUACAAUAGGAAUAGUUUUAAUUUAAUGCAGUAGGUGAGUAAUAAUGUUUUCAAACAUUAAAAGAGGUGGUUGUAGGGUAUUAUAAGAAGAGUCCCCAAUCUUGGUUUGAUCAAAGCUCCCCACUAAGUGUGCAACGUUAGCAACUCAUUCAAUCAUUCUGAUCUUCAGUUUCCUUCCCUGUAAAAUCGGGACCAUGAUAUCUAACUUCUGUUAGGAAAAUGCGAUGAUCUGUGAAAACUCUUGGCACAGUAUUUGGCGUGAGGUAGGAACUCAAUGACCGUUUUCUUCUUGAAAUUUACAACAGCCAUUUCCACCCUCACCAGACGGUUAACAAAAGGCACACUGUCUUAGAGAUCCUUCCUGGCGAGAACUGGUGAAUUGCCAGUAUUCACUGGGGUUCUUUCUCUUGCAGGACUCUCUAUUAUCAAUAAUAUCCUUCUCCUCUUUCUUCCUGUCUUAAAGAGUGCAUAUAAGAAAAUUACAUACUUAAACAAGAAACCCUUGAUCAUUCAGGAAUGAAAUCCUUCUCUUCAUAUGGUAAUGUGCUUGGUUCUGAUUACCUUCACUUGUGUCAUUAGCUGCCACGACACCACACAUUGUUUAGGUUUCCAAUUCUUCUCCUCCUUUGUCUACAUGUUUAAAUAUCUCUUUAUAAUUUAUGUUAAUUUCCUGCCUCACUCUUAAGCCUUUUCUCUCUCACUGACAAGAUAUACUUCAAGGACAUGAAUAGUUACAAUACCCAGUUUUUCAUAUCUGUUGCCUUGUCUGUGGGAUCUCUCAUUCAAUUUAUUUUUUUUUAAUUAUUGAAAAGCUACUUCAAGCCAGACCCUGUAACAGGCUCUGUGAAAGGGACAGAAAGAUGACUAAGUCCUGCAGAAGGAAAUGGACAUGCGUAUCAACUAUGAUAUGGUAUGAUAAAUGUUAUUACAAAAGUUAUGAAUAAAGUACUCUGAGGAAUGGAGGCAGGAAUAGUCAAAUCUAUUUCAGGUGGAUCUAUUUCAGAGAAGAGGUGAUUUCUGAAUUAAACCUAGAUGAUGAGUAAUUUUUUACCAAAUGAAGAAGAUUCUAGGUAGAGGGCAUAUGGUACAGGAGAGAGCUGUCCCCUUAAUUCUGAUUUAUCAAAAUGAGGAUAUUUGAAGAUGGAUCAUGAACUUUGCCCCAAAAACUACCUUACAAGGGUAGGGUACAGCGUGUGGUUGUGGUAGCUUGAGUCUACAUCUGUGAAAUGGGAAUAACAGCAACCUGAGUGAUUUCAUAGGAAAACUGUAAGGGUUAAAGCACAAAAAAACCUUAAUUCUUGUAAGAAAAGGUGAAUGUUUACAUGAGAAAUUAGACUAAUAAAUUUAACGUCAAUCUAAAUUGAAGCUUGAAUAGAUAUUGGAUACUAGUGUUUUCACGCCACUCCCUUACGUGGUGAUGGUACCUGUUAAUAUAGGUCAUCCCUGCAUCUACUGAAUAAAUUAUUUGACUUAAAUAAGUAAUUAUAUACAUAUUUUACGGCUCUUUGUACCAUCACAAGUAGAGCAGAAAUAGGAGUGGAGCAGACUGGGCAGCAUACUGAAUUAAUUACAAAUAUAAUUCUGAAUUUUUACUCUAGCCAGACUAUUGUUUUCCUAAAUGUUCACUUGUAAGAACACCACUAUAAAUUGCUUUCUUUGAUAAAGUACAUCUUAAAUUUGAUUGUAGUUUACAUGUAUGAUGCCAUUCUUAGUUCACACUUUCAUUUAUUCUCCUAUAGCAAAUGAAACCUAUUAGCUCCAUAAAUUGCAUAAAAGUUCAUAUAUAAAUAUUUUCCAAAAGAAACAUGCUUUUAGUUACAUAAAGUCUAAUUCAUUCAUCUUCCUUUGUGUGGUAAUGAAUAAGUAGCUGUUUUCUACUGCUUCUAAUGGAUUUAAUUAGUUUUUAAAAAUCUGCUAGCUGUAUUGGUAAUGUCUCUAUUAUGUGACUAGCAAUGGGAUUAUUAAAAUAGAUCAGAACAUUCUAAUAUUUUAUAGUUAGAAAAAUGUUUCCCUCAAAAUGUUUCCUAGUGAGUAGAAACUUAAACUUUUCUUUUCAAUGGUAUUGGAAAUACAUGAUUGAUGAGUAAAAGUAAUAGAAUAUACUGAAAUAAAUCAUUAAAUAUAUAAUA